AUUUAGUAACCUACGCUAAGAUUUAGUCUUUCAGUGCAUCUCGUUCAGUUCACACUUACAGUUCGGAAGGGAAGCAAGUGAGCUCUAUUAGAAUGCAAACAAAAUAUUUAUUUCUGUUAUUGUGCCUCACGGGCGGCUUAUCACACGCUGCGAAUGAUGGUUUAGCAAUAGCAGGUGAUGCUAAUCUCUUCAAGAGAAUUGGUGGAAAGUACUACAUUGUAUUUACUGGUGUACAGAUGAAUUGGUUCGCGGCAGUGAAUCUCUGUCAGACGUAUGACAGUGACUUGGCUACAAUCAAUUCUGAAACUGAAAUGAAUGAUCUCAACUUCUAUUUAACUAAAAAUGGGCACGUAGGCAAAUACUUUUGGAUCAGCGGCAACGAUUUGGCAGAUGAAGGCAAAUUUGUCUCGCUCACCACUGGUCGAGCAAUGAUUUAUUCGAAAUUUCUCCCCGGACAACCGGAUAAUUACCGAGAUGAAGAUUGCCUACAUCUUCAGGCUUUUAACAAUGUAUUCUAUAUGAAUGAUCAGCUAUGCAGCGACAAUGGUUAUCCCAUUUGUGAAAUGCGAAGUGCUAAAAUGAAUACCCAAGACACAUGUGAGAACAUACCUACAAAUUGUGCAGUGAAGACUCUCGUCAAAGCAUAUUUGAAAGCAGAGAAUACUUUUACUUGUAAAUGAGCUAAUAUAAUGCAUAAGACGCAGUUCAGUUUCAAUUAAUGCAAUUGAUUUGUUAUCACAACACCAAGUGUCAAAGUGUGAAUGAUGAUAAUGGUUCUAUAAUAUAAAUUUUUAUAUGUUUUUUUUUUCAAUAAAUUGAUUUGUUCAACAUUAUCAAUGAGAGGUUAAAAAGGUGUUGAUUAUAAUUAUGCGAGCGCUAUUAAAAUAUAUUUAUAUUUUAUUAUCAAAUCUAUAUAUAAAACCA
Zeugodacus cucurbitae (melon fly) is the source of this 924-nucleotide messenger RNA. Its product is annotated as C-type lectin 37Db. The coding region runs from base 93 to 680 and encodes 195 amino acids. The transcript has 3 exons. NCBI's taxonomy places the organism in Eukaryota, Metazoa, Arthropoda, Insecta, Diptera, Tephritidae. The record is from RefSeq and is a predicted model, not a curated record.